CCGCCAGUUAGCAGUGAUCAGCUUCCCGUCGUCGGCGGAACUGAGGCAUCUCGUGAACUGUCGACAGCUCUUCUUUGGGACACAGAAGGGGAUGAACACGCCAGCGGAGCGGCUGGUGCGAGGUGGGCGCGGAGGGACUGGCGCCGGGCGGAGGCUUCUUCGAACGCCCAAGUGCGCGCGGUGCCGCAACCACGGGGUGAUUUCGUGCCUCAAGGGCCACAAGCGACUGUGCCGUUGGCGAGAGUGUCAGUGCCCCAACUGCCAGCUGGUGGUCGAGCGGCAGCGAGUCAUGGCGGCACAGGUGGCGCUGCGAAGACAACAAACGAGUGAGGAAGGCCAUGACUUGAGGUCACGUGUUCAAUCGGCAGAGGCAUUGUUAGCACAGAAGAGGCUGUAUCAGAAGCAUCUGAGAAGCCUACAACAGAGCUCGUUGGCGCGGGAUAUCCUGCAAGGUUACCGUCAGAGGCUGGGACGCUUCCCAACGCCAAAUGGGACGCUCUUACCUCCAUUCUUGAGCGACAGGAUCAGAAAGAGACGCGCGUUUGCAGACCGCGAGUUGGAGACAGCUCUGCCACCUACGUUGCUCCUACAUCACCCCGACGAACACGCGACACUACUUCGAGACCGCAUCCUGGCCGGACUGCCUCUCACACUGAUACCUCUUGUUCCACCCCCACAAGCCGCCCUCUGGCCACCCCCAUGCCUCCAGCCUACCCCUGUACUAACCACCCACGCAGACCAAAAUUCUAACCUACAAGAUCCUGGAAAAACAUCAUUACCAGAAGCGAAAAAUCAGCCGAUCCCCAAAACCAAACCCAAGAUAUCUUUCUCUGUAGAAUCCAUUAUUGGGGUGAAGUGAGACGUCAACCCUCGUGCCUGGAUACAGCAUGAGGGAACAGAAACUGUAACCCCAUCAAUUUUAAUGAACUGGCGUCUUUUUCGUAAAGAACAAAUGUCAUGUAAUACUGCCGAAACGCAGAAGUGGAAGUCUGAACAGCCAGUGACUGAACGCCAGCAUUCCAGUUUCACUUGUCUUCAUAGCGCAUCAAUUCUUUGGUUUAUUUUUCCUCUGAAACUCUUAUGUAGACUGUGAAAUUAAUACACAGGUACGAAGUUGUGUAAUGAAAUUGUACAUAAAUUUAAAUGUAUCGAUUAUAAAAGUAAUAAAUAUUAUUAUUAAACAUGUAAA
This is a messenger RNA of Zootermopsis nevadensis, 1189 nucleotides long. Its product is annotated as doublesex- and mab-3-related transcription factor 2. Gene Ontology annotation, molecular function: RNA polymerase II cis-regulatory region sequence-specific DNA binding; DNA-binding transcription factor activity, RNA polymerase II-specific. Lineage: Eukaryota; Metazoa; Arthropoda; Insecta; Blattodea; Termopsidae. The record is from RefSeq and is a predicted model, not a curated record. Gene Ontology annotation, cellular component: nucleus. Gene Ontology annotation, biological process: sex differentiation; regulation of transcription by RNA polymerase II.